Messenger RNA from Gossypium raimondii (Peruvian cotton), 3887 nucleotides. Its product is annotated as DNA-directed RNA polymerase 1B, mitochondrial. Gene Ontology annotation, molecular function: DNA-directed RNA polymerase activity; DNA binding. Lineage: Eukaryota; Viridiplantae; Streptophyta; Magnoliopsida; Malvales; Malvaceae. The coding region runs from base 285 to 3275 and encodes 996 amino acids. The transcript is spliced from 19 exons. The record is from RefSeq and is a predicted model, not a curated record. Gene Ontology annotation, cellular component: mitochondrial DNA-directed RNA polymerase complex. Gene Ontology annotation, biological process: mitochondrial transcription.
UUAGGAGGGUUUAAAGGCGGCUAUCCGUCUCUGCGAACAAAACACCCUCCUCCCCCUGUCACGUCCAAUCUCCAUAUCCUUCUCUUCGAAGAUCCUCUCACCCUUUCUUUCAAUUUCGAAUAUUUCAUUGCAUUAUUUCCCCCCCUCUUUUCUUCCUUUCUCAACCCCUCUAAAAUUUUCCCACUUCUUUCAUUUAUUUCGUAGACAAAACGAGAAAGGAAAAAUCCUAGAGAAAGCUUUGAAUUGUAGGCAUUCCUUGUACACGAAAGCGACAUAGCUCAAACAUGUGGAGAAGCUUACUUAAACAAGCUUCCCAUACACACAAGUCUAAAUUUGUUCCUGAAUCAUGUACUUCCUCGCUUUCGUCAUCUUCUUCUACAGGGUUUUGUCAGACUUCUGCUUUUAUCAAUAAAUUCAGACCUUCCAAGGCCAUAAACCAUGGUUUUUCUGGGUGCCCGAUUCUGGGUUUUCGAGAAAACUAUGUCUUUCCCUCGCAAAAGGAUUGUUUGGGCAGAUUCGGUUUCUCCCACUCAGGUAACCCUUUAACUUUUUCUGGGAAAUUUUGGAACUUCAAAGGGUAUGCAAGUGCUGCUGAGGCUAUUGUUUCUAAUGAAGACGACCUUUCGGGUUCUGAAGAAAUCAAUGAAUUAGUAGAAGCAAUGAUCAAAGAAGAGAGGAAAGAGUCUUUUUCAAAGCAACCAAAGAUAAUGGUAGGAGGAAUGGGGGUGGCGAAGUACAAUACGUUGAAGAGGCGGCAAAUAAAGAUUGAGACUGAGGCAUGGGAAGAGGCAGCUAAAGAAUAUCAAGAAUUAAUAGCGGAUAUGUGCCAGCAGAAGCUUGCUCCCAAUUUGCCUUAUGUUAAGUCAUUGUUUCUUGGUUGGUUUGAGCCAUUGAGAGAUUCUAUUGCUGCUGAGCAAGAGGUGUGCAAGGGGAAUUUUAAGAUAAGUCAUGCUGCUUAUUUUAAUGAGUUGUCAGCGGAUAUGAUGGCGGUUGUUACAAUGCACAAAUUAAUGGGGUUGUUGAUGACUAAUACUGCUGGAACUGGGGGCAUUAGGGUCGUUCAAGCUGCUUGCCAGAUUGGUGAAGCCAUUGAAAAUGAGGCCAGGAUACAGAAGUUCUUGGAGAAGACAAAGAAAAAGAACACAACAGAUAAAAAAUCUGUCACUGAAUCUGAACCUGAGACCACUGAACAAGGGAAACUGGCCAAAAACGAGGAAAAGCUGAGGAAAAAGGUGACUCAGUUGAUGAAAAAGCAAAAGGUGCAUCAGGUACGGGAAAUAGUGAAGGGACGUGAUACUUCAAAGCCUUGGGGUCAGGAGGCACAUGUUAAGGUUGGCUGCCGUCUGAUUCAGUUAUUGAUGGAAAACGCCUACAUACAACCACCAGUUGAUCAGAUAGGAGAUGGCCCACCGGAUAUUCGCCCUGCAUUUGUACAUGCUCUAAAAAAUGUCAUCAAAGAUGGAAACAAAGGGAGUAGAAGAUAUGGUGUUAUUGAAUGUGAUCCACUAGUUCGCAAAGGACUUGAGAAAACUGCUAAGCACAUGGUCAUUCCUUAUAUGCCGAUGUUAGUGCCUCCACAAAACUGGACAGGGUAUGACCAAGGUGCUUAUUUGUUUUUACCAUCAUAUGUCAUGCGGACACAUGGAGCAAAACAGCAACGUGAAACUGUUAAAAGAACUCCAAGGAAGCAAUUAGAGCCUGUUUUUGAGGCCCUGGAUACACUGGGGAACACCAAAUGGAGGAUAAAUAGAAGGAUUCUUGGUGUAGUAGACAGAUUAUGGGCUAAUGGAGGCCGUCUUGCAGACUUGGUUGACCGUGAAGAUGUUCCUCUGCCUGAGGAGCCAGACACUGAAGAUGAAACAGAAAUUCGGAAAUGGAAGUGGAAGGUAAAAGCUGUUAAAAAGGAGAAUAAUGAAAGGCAUUCACAGCGGUGUGAUGUUGAACUUAAACUUGCUGUGGCUCGAAAGAUGAAAGAUGAGGUUGGCUUCUACUACCCACACAACCUUGAUUUUCGAGGCCGAGCAUACCCUAUGCAUCCGUACCUAAAUCAUCUUGGCUCUGAUCUAUGUCGAGGUGUCUUGGAGUUUGCAGAGGGACGUCCCCUUGGUAAAUCAGGCUUACGCUGGCUGAAGAUACAUUUGGCGAAUUUAUAUGCUGGAGGAGUGGACAAGUUGUCCUAUGAGGGUCGAGUAGAAUUUACAGAGAGUCAUUUGGAUGAUAUCUUUGAUUCAGCGGACAGACCUCUUGAAGGAAAGCGCUGGUGGUUAAGUGCAGAGGACCCUUUCCAAUGCUUGGCAGCAUGUAUUAAUCUCUCUGAAGCUUUGAGAAGUUCCAUACCAGAGGCUACCAUUUCGCACAUGCCUGUCCACCAGGAUGGUUCGUGCAAUGGUUUACAACACUAUGCUGCAUUGGGAAGAGAUAAGUUGGGAGCAGCUGCAGUGAAUCUUGUUGCAGGCGACAAACCAGCUGAUGUGUAUUCAGGAAUUGCUGCCCGGGUUCUUGAUAUUAUGAAGAGAGAUGCACAGGAAGAUCCUGCAACAAAUCCUAAUGCGCUACAUGCACGGCUUUUAAUCAAUCAGGUUGAUCGGAAGCUGGUGAAGCAGACUGUGAUGACUUCUGUAUAUGGUGUUACUUAUGUUGGUGCACGUGACCAGAUCAAGAGACGGUUGAAGGAGCGAGGUGCUAUUGCAGAUGAUACACAGCUUUUCGUUGCAUCUUGCUAUGCAGCAAGAACCACCUUGACUGCCCUAGGAGAGAUGUUUCAAGCUGCAAGAAGUAUCAUGGGUUGGCUUGGUGAAUGUGCAAAGGUUAUAGCUUCUGAGAAUCAGCCAGUGCGUUGGGUCACUCCGCUUGGUCUUCCGGUUGUACAACCUUACCGGCAAUUAGGGCGGCAUCUUAUAAAAACUUCUCUUCAGGUGUUGACUCUACAACGAGAAACUGACAAGGUCAUGGUUAAGCGGCAGAGAACCGCAUUCCCCCCAAAUUUUGUUCACUCCCUUGAUGGCUCCCAUAUGAUGAUGACUGCUGUUGCCUGUAAAAAGGCAGGCUUGAAUUUUGCAGGGGUCCAUGAUUCAUACUGGACACAUGCAUGCGAUGUUGAUGAAAUGAAUAGGAUACUAAGAGAAAAGUUUGUUGAACUCUACGAGGCACCAAUAUUAGAAAAUCUAUUGGAAAGCUUUCAGAAGGCCUUCCCUUCAUUGAACUUUCCACCGUUACCUGAGCGAGGGGACUUUGAUCUUCGGGAGGUUCUGGAAUCUCCCUAUUUCUUCAACUAGCUGGAUGAGCGACUUAUGAUGGCAAUCAUAUAUAUUCUUUCACCAAAGGGAUGAGAUUGUGAAGUGGCAAAGCUCCUUUUUUCCACCUCAUUAAAGAGUAAGGUCUGAAGUGAAUGCAUCAACAAUGGGCUUGCUAACAACAGCCAUUACCCUGUGGGCAUUUUUGUACAUAUGUUAUACAAAAUAACCAAUUAGGAGAUUCCCUUCAAAUUUAUUGCCCCAUGGCUGAAGUUGGGGCGUUGGUCCGCUAUAUUUAAAGGAUUCAAAGAAAUAAACGGCGCCAAUGGUCUUGAAACUAGGCUGUUCAAUUUAAGCUAUACAGAAGUGAUUGAGGAAGUGAUCUAGAGCAAGAAUGGGAACUUCAAUCAAGCACGCGGAUCAGCAGAGUUUUUUUUCCAAUUAUUGGAGCAACAAACCAUAGCAGCCCUGGACGCUGGUCUUUCCAUUGAUGACCAGGCUCAUUCAAGUGUAAUUAUGGGCAUCAUUGGUGUGUGUGUGUUCUUUGUUCCUCUAUUGUAUAUUUCACCUGUGACACAGUUUUCUGGAAUGGUGGUUGUUCCUUUGAAAAAAAAAAAAGUUUAUUUCUUAUAGUAAAAGAGGUUUAAGUUAAAA